Molecule: messenger RNA, 1795 nt
Organism: Hypanus sabinus (Atlantic stingray)
Lineage: Eukaryota; Metazoa; Chordata; Chondrichthyes; Myliobatiformes; Dasyatidae
Gene: hoxb7a
Product: homeobox B7a
Exons: 2
Coding region: 575-1210 (211 amino acids)
Biological process (GO): regulation of transcription by RNA polymerase II; anterior/posterior pattern specification
Cellular component (GO): nucleus
Molecular function (GO): RNA polymerase II cis-regulatory region sequence-specific DNA binding; DNA-binding transcription factor activity, RNA polymerase II-specific
Source: RefSeq, a predicted model, not a curated record
UCAAUAUGCCGAUUUUUUUUUUGUUUGUGCCUGCCCGACCGUUGCAAUUUGCUGCUGGAGGAGAGGGAAAAAGAUAGACCCUACCACGUCUCGCCUCAACCUGGGACUGAUGCUAAGACGGGCAUCGAUUAUAGGAACUUAUAGUAUGUUUUAUUAGAACGUAAACGGGCCAAAAGAAAUGCUGUUUUGACAAAUGUGUAAUCUGACUCCAACCUGCAGAAAGCGAAUCGAUUUCAUUUCAUUCCUGUUCUAAAUGAUCGAUCAAUCCAGCCUCUAUAUCGAAGGCCGGUUACUCCCCGCCUUGUAUUUAAAAGUUAGUUACAUUGUUAUCUGGAUGCGGGAUUUUUUUAAAAUUAUUAUUAUUUUGGAAGGCUAUUUCUUAAAAACCCCAACCAAGGAAGCAAUGGGUAACCUGAUCCUCAUUGGUCCGCCUCGUCACGUGCCGCUAUCACGUGCGCCGGGAGGAAAAAGGGGGUUCUUUUGGUGUAAAUCUGGACUCUAAUUCCGUAAUAUAUCACCGUACCUCGUAAAACCGACACUGAAACGUCCCGGCCUACAAAUCACCGACCAAAUUAUGAGUUCAUUGUACUAUGCGAAUGCUUUAUUUUCGAAAUAUACGGCCGGAACUUCGGUUUUUCCAACGGGGGUAUUUUCCGAAACAACUUCUUGCGCCUUUGCCUCAAACUCCCAGCGGUCGGGCUACGGCUCCGGGUCAGCGUCUUACGCAGCUACAGUGCCGGGUCUCUACAGCACGGCCAACAGCCUUCACCACCAGACCCCGACCAUGUACACGUCCCCUUACGGCCUGAAUGCGAACUCUUUUAACGUGCACUGCUCCUCCUUCGACCACAAUAUCUCGUCGAUGAUGUGCGGCGCCGGGGAUUCCUGUAAGCAGAGUUAUAGCAAGUCGGAGCAGAGGGAGGCAGACCCGCAGUCCGAGAACUUCCGGAUCUACCCCUGGAUGAAAAGCUCAGCCUCAGACAGGAAGCGGGGUCGACAGACUUAUACCCGGUACCAGACCCUGGAGUUGGAGAAAGAGUUUCACUUCAACCGGUACCUCACCAGACGGAGACGCAUCGAGAUAGCACACGCGCUCUGCCUGACUGAGAGGCAAAUUAAGAUCUGGUUUCAGAACAGGAGGAUGAAGUGGAAGAAGGAAAGCAAAGUGACCAGCCCAACUGAAGCAAGCGAAGAAAAACAAGAAGAAUAAAGGGAGGGGUUGGGUGGGGGGGGGGGUGAAUAGAAAAAAAAAUACCUUCUGAAAAUCUUAGACCGUUAUCAAUGACUUUUUAGCAAAUGGGGAGAAUUAUUCCGCAUUUCUUAACAUUGACACAAAAUACUACCUAAAGCUGUAACUGUUCGAUCUGUAGUUUGUAUUGUACAGAUAGAGGGAAUGGCCCGAGUUUAGAUUGUACAAGUUAUAUAUAGUAAAUUGAAUUAGGCUUUCUAAUGUGGUGCAUUGACCGUUACUGUAAUUAGCAUUAAUUUACCACGUGUAUUUAAAGGGAAAAAAAUGUCAGUGACUUAUAUUUGUAAUUGUAAUGAUGUAAUUUCUUGUUAGUAAGUAUAGUUUUAAUAAGGAGCUGUGUGUAGCCACGACCCCCUUGUACAGUUUAUUGACGUGCAAAUGGUGCUUUGGUGAACGUGUUGAAGGUUAUUUCUCUGUACAUUUCUUUUUAAAGCUAAAAAAAAUAUUUAAGAAAGGACCAUUUAUGUCUGUUGAGUUUACCCGCUUUACCAUGAAGGAUGUAAACUGUUCCGUGAAAUAAAACAAGGACAUUUUCUUUUUCGUUAA